Messenger RNA from Wickerhamiella sorbophila, 744 nucleotides. RefSeq names its product Protein N-methyltransferase NNT1. Gene Ontology annotation, biological process: peptidyl-lysine dimethylation. Gene Ontology annotation, molecular function: protein-lysine N-methyltransferase activity. Bases 1 to 744 code for a protein of 247 amino acids. Lineage: Eukaryota; Fungi; Ascomycota; Dipodascomycetes; Dipodascales; Trichomonascaceae. The record is from RefSeq and is a predicted model, not a curated record. The transcript has a single exon.
AUGUCUGAAGAGUUUGGUGAUUUGUUUGCCCAGCCUGAGCCAGAACCUCAGCCGGUUGACCUGCCUAGUUUCGUUGACUAUGAACGCCAUUUGAGCAGCGUUGUCCCGCAAAAAAUAAACCUUCGUUUAGUUGGUAAAAAUCCCCUCUGGGGCCAUUUGCUCUGGAACGCUGGCAAAGUAUCCGCAGAAUACAUUGACGAGCACAGCAAAGAGCUCGAAGGCAAGACGGUUCUUGAGCUUGGUGCUGCUUCGGCGCUGCCUUCUUUGUUAGCUUCUUUAAGUGCACAGAAUGUCGUCGCUACCGACUACCCUGAUCCGGACCUACUUGAGAACAUUGAAUGCAACAUUAAAACGCUUAAGAAAGACGCGGGCCGUGAACUUCCUAUCUGUGCUCAGGGUUACAUUUGGGGGAAUGAGACACAGGCCCUACUGAACGCACCCGGUCAGAAUGGCCGCAAGUUUGAUUUCAUCAUUCUCUCGGACGUUGUCUUCAAUCACACUGAGCACGAAAAGCUUAUCAGGACCUGCAAAGAGACGCUAGCUCCUGCUGGUCAGGUUUUGGUGGUGUUUACCCCGCAUCGACCCAAGUUGUUCGAGAAAGAUUUAGCCUUCUUUUCUUUAGCUGAGGACAACGGCUUUGUCUGUGAAAAGCUCUUCGAAAAAGAGCUCAAGCCCAUGUUCGAGGAAGACGAAGAAUCAGUGCAUAUCAGAAGCAUGGUCUUUGCCCACCUCUUGCAUUGGUGA